Penicillium paradoxum is the source of this 3435-nucleotide messenger RNA. RefSeq names its product guanine nucleotide exchange factor. The record is from RefSeq and is a predicted model, not a curated record. The coding region runs from base 1 to 3435 and encodes 1144 amino acids. Gene Ontology annotation, molecular function: guanyl-nucleotide exchange factor activity; protein binding. Gene Ontology annotation, biological process: positive regulation of GTPase activity; Ras protein signal transduction. NCBI's taxonomy places the organism in Eukaryota, Fungi, Ascomycota, Eurotiomycetes, Eurotiales, Aspergillaceae. Gene Ontology annotation, cellular component: plasma membrane. The transcript has a single exon.
AUGACCCCUCCGUUAACACCACACGGAACUCAGGGCGCAACCAUGGAGCAAGUGGAAGCUCCGAGGCCUGUUUUUCACAACUAUUUGCGAGCUUUCUAUCCUUUUCACCCGGCCGGCAAUGUCUCUCCGUCGACCGUUACACUUCCCUUGGACCAGGGAGACAUCGUUUUGGUCCAUUCCGUUCACACCAAUGGCUGGGCCGAUGGUACACUUUUAGAUUCCGGCGAGCGAGGCUGGCUACCCACGAAUUAUUGCGAGGCGUAUGACCAAUUGGCGAUGCGUCCUUUGUUGAAGGCCUUGACUGAUUUCUGGGAUAUCAUUCGAGGAGGAUGUGGCUCAUCAUUAAGGGACUUUGGAAACCAAGACUUGAUGAGGGGCCCUAUCGCCGGAGUUCGGUUUCUGCUGGUAAGUGCCAACGAGAAUUGUGGGAUCCAUGAGAAAACCACAGGGCUUAUAAUUGCGCAGGAAAAAUCAGAAUGUCUGACUCGAGAAUCGAUCUUGAUAAGAAGAUUUGAGGGGCUGCGGAGGAUCCGGAAGGCCUUACUAUCUGAUCUGUCUUCGCUGGUGAAAACUGCGAAGAAGUUCCAGGAGGUCGCCAAUGGGAUCCCGUCAGAAGAUGAAGUUGAGGCCAUUUUGGAUGAGAUGCUGCUGAAGGCUUUUAAGAUUGUCACUCGCGGUGUCCGAUUCCUCGAUAUAUGGAAUGAAGAAGUGGGAUUGAGCAGGACUAUCGCCCAGUUGGAUGCGGCCAGCGAAAGCCAAGCCCAUCAUGAUAUGCCGCCUACCCCUGCAUCCGCGAGCUUCAGUAUAUCCGAGACCGGUGACCGAGCCGAAUCACGAAUGUUGGAAUCACGAAUGGAGUCACGACAGAUGAAUCAUAGUCGCAUGGAUAUGAGUCGGGCAUCUAUGCGCACUGAAUCCGCUGAUCAGCCCAGACCAGUAUCUGUCGCGACUAAACGAGUUUCUGUGUCCCACCGAAUGUCUCUUUCCGGCCCUUCUGCUGCCAUUCGGGCUCAGAACCUGGCAUCUGAACGCCUGGGAGUGACAUAUGACGCGUUUCUCGGCGUGCUAGGUUCGUUCCUGGGGCUUCACAUGCAGUCGAGAUCCUCAACGGAGCUGGUUGCCACCACCCAGCAGGCUGUCCAGUCUUGCCGGGGUUUGCUGAAUGUAGUCGAAGCAGUAUGCGAGCAUGAUACCCAGCGGAGCGUACUCCUCGAUCAGGCGCGAUACACCAUGUGCGAGAAGCUAUCCGAGCUGGUUCACGCUGCACGAGAGGUGUUCCAUCCCGCACAGCUACCAGAUGAUGACUUAGUAUUCAUGCCAGACGAGGGUAAGCGCCUUGUACACGCCGCAACGGACUGUGUCAGAGCAGCCGGGAAUUGUUUGGCAAAGGCUCGCCAGGUGCUUGAGCAAAUUGGUGACAUUGAGCUCGACUCUGAAGACCAUGAACCUAAGGCUCAGGAUCUGUCUGCAACUGCCCCUCCACAAGAAAAAUCCGAGACCUCAGCGGAAGAGCGACAGGAGAUCUCACUUCGUCUCCCCCCACCACCUAUCCUGAUUCCCACCACCCAUACCACCUACUCUCCCCCUACCCCUGCUCUCACCGACGCCACAACUCCCUCCUCUUUCCAAUCUCACCUUUCAACUUCUUCUGUCAACAUGUCUGCCCUAUCUUCCCUUCCCAAUUCAGCCAUCCUCCCUACACACCUGGAAGGCAUUUCAUCUUUCUCUACCGUCGAUUCUUAUCGUGAAAGCCAUCCGAAAUCCGACGGAAGUGAGUCGUUCGGCCGUGGAGUCACUAGCAACGGUAGCAGCUUCACCUACAACAGCCACACACGUGACUCCGAGAUGAGCGGCUUCUCACAGACCUCGACCCUGGUUGCUUCUCCUGACAUUGGGGGCAGUUUCCCGGGUAGCUUCAAAGUCCCCUCACUGAAGGAAAGCCUGAGCUACUCCACCCUCGCCGAGGAGAAUGAGGAGACCGAGGCUAACGUCCUGGAGAGGACCUACGCACAUGAACUCAUUUACAAGGAAGGCUCAGUGAUGGGUGGCAGUCUCCGUGCUCUCAUUGAAAAGCUUACCGCUCACCAAUCCACCCCGGAUGCUAUGUUCGUUUCAACCUUCUACCUCACCUUCCGCCUCUUCGCAACACCUCUGGAGUUUGCCGAGUCUCUCGCCGAACGUUUCGAGUACAUCGGCGACACACCUCACGCAGCUGGACCUGUCCGCCUGCGUGUGUACAACAUCUUCAAGGGUUGGCUCGAGUCCCACUGGCGCCAUGAUCGUGACAAUACUGCGCUGAAGUUCAUGCUCAACUUUGCGAAAACAAGGCUUUCGGCUGAUCUCCCCGCUGCUGGCAGGCGUCUGAUCGAGUUGGCUGAGAAGGUUUCUGCAGUCGGUGGCCCCCUUGUGCCUCGUCUGGUCUCUUCCAUGGGAAAGACCAACACAUCCAUCGCUCAAUACAUUGACCCCAGCACACCGUUACCACCACCUAUCCUUGGUAAGAAGGAGCUCAACUUGCUGAAGCAAUGGAAGAAUGGCGACGCCGCAAUCACUCUUCUGGAUUUUGACCCGCUUGAACUGGCCCGUCAGUUGACAAUUAAAGAGUCACGCAUUUUCUGCUCAAUCCUCCCCGAGGAACUCCUGGAGACGCAAUGGACCAGACCGACAGGUUCGAUCGCUGUCAAUGUCCGAGCCAUGUCGACUCUGUCCACCGAUCUUGCCAACCUUGUCGCUGACUCCAUCUUGUACCUCGAGGAGCCCAAGAAGCGUGCCGCUACGAUCAAGCAUUGGAUCAAAAUUGCGAACAGAUGCCUGGAACUGAACAACUACGAUUCGCUCAUGGCUAUUAUCUGCUCAUUGGACUCGUCUAUGAUCUCCCGACUGAAGAAGACCUGGGAUAUCGUCUCCCAGAAGACCAAGACAACCCUCGAGCAGCUUCGCAGCAUCGUGGACGUCUCCCGAAACUACGCAGUUCUCCGCCAGCGCCUUCAGAACCACGUGCCCCCAUGUCUUCCAUUCGUUGGUACCUACCUCACUGAUCUCACCUUCGUCGACCAUGGAAACCAGUCUGUCCGCACCCUAUCCACCGAUGAAAGUGAAAUGACCGUGAUCAACUUCGAUAAGCACGUGAAGACAGCCCGUAUCAUCAGCGAGCUCCAGCGAUUCCAAAUUCCCUACCGCCUGACCGAAGUAGCCGAGCUCCAGGCCUGGAUGCAAAAUGAGCUCGUUCGUGUGCGCUCCAACGGUGAACCAACCAACCAAACCUUCUACCGCCGCUCUCUGGUGCUUGAGCCCCGAGAAAUCUCCCGUGCUCCACCCACUCUCCCACCUCAGUCCGAGUCCAACAAUUCCAUCCUCGACAAUGCUAAGGACAAGUUCGACUUCCUCUCAUGGACUCACCCGUCUAAGGCUAAAUCCGUCCCUACUCAUGGGUAA